AACUGCUGGUUCUUUAGAGAAUGUAGGCAGUUUUUUGGCUAUCCAGUGCUUUCAUUUCAGUUUUGUUAUGUGUAUUUCAGUGGGAGAGAAGACAUCUGCAGGUGUUGUUGAAGCAGCAUGAACUUCAGCUGGUCCAUGGCCAGCUGGGAUAGGUUCAGGGUCUGCUGAAGGUCAUGACGGCAGUAGCAGAUGACAGGGUGGUGUGCGCAGAACUGGACAAUGCCCUGCAUAUUAUCUUAAAUCACAGCUGCACUGUGGACAUGCAGCAGUGUUUUACUAACCAGAUCGAGCAGCUCAGAGGGGAGAAUCAACAGCUGAAGGCUGCCUUGAGACAGGCAGAGUUCAGACUCAGCACAGUGGAGAGAGAGAAGGCCUGUCAGCACGCUGCGCUCUCAGAUAAGAAAUGCAAUGUUGAUCAGCUUACUUUAAAGAAACAGCAGAUGAUCGCUGAGCUGGGAGUGCGGCGUAUGCAGCUUACCCAGCUGAAAGCAGAGGGACAGGAAGCUUUGAAAGAGCUGCUCAGCAGUAAGACCUGUGAGCUGGAACAAGAAAACCUGAAACUUAAGAGCCAGCUGAAGACUCGGGCUGAGCUGGACCAGACCAACAGUUCCUUGAGAACACUGGAGACAGCUGGUGGUCAUGGUACUGUGCAUACACAUAGAAAUGCCUCGUUUUAAAUGAAAAGUGAUCAAUUGUCUUAGCUGAGCACUCAGAUUCACCCUCAGUAACCUCACAGAACUGGCUCCUGAGAAACAAUUUCAAGAAAGUCCUAAUUAUGCUCCAAUACAAAUAUAGUUAUCCGUACUCAUUCAUAGCACAGCUGAUAAUUAAUCUGAGGAUGUUUUUACACCGUUCACAGUGUUACCUCAGGAAAAACCAGAACUAGGCCAAGUGUUUUUAAAAUAAAGGGAGGAAGAUCACACCCUGUGUUACUGGAUUAAUUUGUAUUCUUUACAGAGAGCCAGUGUGCGGCCAUCGUUUUGUUGUUCUGCAUUCUGGACAAUGGCAGGAAGACAGCACACUGAGAUUAUAGAUCUGGUCGAUGCACUCCUGCUGUUAUUCCACUAUGUACUUUUCCAUCUCUUAAUCUGCACAAAGUUUAGCAUUUUAACAUUUAUACAAUGUUCUCAGCUGUUUGCCGUUAGUGUAUUGAGACAUUGUUAAAGAACUUUUGUCCUCGCUGUGUGCAGUGCUUGUGGGCUGUUACAUAAUGUAGCUAUGAUUUCUUAGUUCUGACCUCUGUAACCUUCCAUUGUUUCAUUUUGUCCUAUUCAAUUGUGAGAGGGACAGAAUUGGAAAAUGGUCUCAUCUGACGUAAGUUUCAGUUCAUUGGUUCACUGGACAAAGUGGCUUUUGAAAAGCAGACAAUGCAUUAACAAUAUAGUUCAAGUUCUUCUCUUGUGAGCAGGAUGCAGCUAACAUAACCUGAGCUCAUUCUGUUUGAAUGUCAAGCGUUUCAUAGAUAUAGGGCUACACCUCAUUGAACAUAAUAUUCUUCUUUCAGACAGGACAGGGAAUAAUAAUUUUUCAAAGAGUUUUCUUUGUGGUACUUAGCAUGGUGUUUCAUAUGUAUUUCAGGUCUUAAAGUUGCUCUGGGAAUGCAGAAACAGAUCACUGCUAAAAGAGAGCAGAUUGAUUUCCUGCAAAGCCGAAUUCAGCUGCUGGAGGACACCAUAGAGAAGCUCAGGAUGGGGGGGUGCAUCACUAACUACUCCUCUCUGUUUCUAAUUAGUGUGUCAAUGCGAUCAUCAGGUCAAGUACUUGAGUUAAAGUACAGAUACCCUAAUAAAAUAUUAUUUAGAGGUGUGGACUAUCAGAAAGACAGUGGGAAAUAUGGCCGGAAUGUAGGUGUAACUUGCUCUGGAAUGUUUGUUAGAGAUGAUUUGAUUUUGAAAUCAUCUCAGAGAGUUUCCAGGCAAACCACAGUUUUCGUUGUUAUACUUGUACUGUUGUAGUCAUAAAUUUACAUGCACAUUGCAGAAUCUGCAAAAUGUUACUAAUUAAAAAAAAAAAGAGGGAUCGUAAAAAUUGCAUUUAUUUUUAAAUGAAGUACUGCCCUGAAUAAGCUGUUUCACACUACAGGUGUUCACAAAUAGACCCUAAGACAAAAUAAUAACUGAAUUUGCCAAGUCCUUGUUUUUCCUAAGUUAAACUGCCUGUUGUUUUUCAGAAAAACACUUCAGGUCCUGAACAUUCUUUAGUUUUCCAUCAUCUUCUGCAUUUUUGAGCCAUUUCCAACAGUGACUAUAAUUCUCAUUCCCAUUUGUAUUAUUAUUAUUAUUAUUAACGAGUAUGUAAAUUUAUGACUGCAACUAUAUGCUGAUAUGCAGGAUUAAAUAGAUAAAAUAUUAGAAUGUUCUUAGUAGCAAUUAGGAAAGUGUUUCACUAUUCAUUGGGAGCUAGCUAUUAUAAAUGAGAAGAACAGCAGAACAUCUUUUUUUUCUCAGCAAAAGAUCUUUCAUUCUUAGAAUUCUUAUUCUUUUUACCAUGCAAGGGCAAAUAUCUACCUACCUAAACAUGCAGGUUUUUGCAUGGGUCAGUCAGCUACUUUCUACUGUUUGUGUUUUUUACUUUUGUGCAUAUGUGUUUGUGUGUCAUAGGAGAAACACCGUCAGGCAUUACUGGUUAAGAGACAGACACAAGAGCUGCUGUCAGAGAGGGAGAGCAGGAGAAGACUGGAGUCUGAAGUGGAGGCUCUGUGCUCACAAGAGCGAGAGCUCAAAGGCAAAGCAGAGAGACUGGAAGCAGCUUUAUACAAGUUUUGCUGAAUGCCAAGAUUUUAUUCAGAAAUAGGAACAGGAGUUUAUGAGGCUGAAACUGCAGUAUGCAUUAGAUCUAAAGGAAUUGCAAAGCCAGAACUGGCGUAACGUUUCCAGAUCUCCAGUCAGCAGCUGUAUCCUACAGACUCAUCUUCCCCUCGCUCAGCAUAACGUUAAUGGCCUAAUGGAGAUGAGAGUCUCUGACCCCCUUGUGGAGCUGAAGAGGUUUUUAAGAGAGCUGCGUGGUGGAGCUGAAGAGCAAGGACCACACACUACCUUGAGCUUCAGGAGGAGACCAGAGGAAGACCACAAAUCUAGACACCCUAUAGGAACUAAAGGGGCUGAAAGUACAACAAGGACAAUUGGAAGAAUAAACAGUUACAGUGAGCCAGGAUCCUUCAGAACUUCUGAACCUAAUAAGCAGGAUCACCCCAGCCCUUUAUCAGCUGACAAUAAUGCAGUAUGUUUUAGAGCAGGACAGACAUGCUGUUCCUGCUCUGUUUGUGCAACAGGACGCAGGUCUCCUGUGCACCCCACUGACAGAAACUAUUGGCUGGAGAUGGAGCGCCUUGCCUACGCUAAUCAAAUAUCUGCCAACAAUCAAGAUGAGCUCACAGGACAGGCAUCUCAGAAAAUCAAGCUGGACAGGCCGUAGAAGCUACUGAAGGAUGAUGGCCAGAAUGACACUAUUUUUGUUUGGUCUCAAUAGGUGUGUUUGAUUUUGACUUUGACUGAGGCUGGCCCUAAUGAUUGAUGAAAUUUGCCAGUUGCAUUAAGGGGAGGAGUCGAAAACAGCUUUCAAAACAGACAUAGUGACGCUCGCACUGUUUGCUUUCUUUAUCGCAAAUAAAGUGUAUUAGAUAUUUCUCAGCUAAACAGACAUUUGAAUUUUAAAUGUAGAAACCAAAAACAUUUCUAUGUGCUUCAUAAUACAGCCCCUGUACGUGCAAAUAAGUCAGUAACAUGCCAAUAUUAUUUACAUAUCAAUAAAGU
Molecule: messenger RNA, 3752 nt
Organism: Cyprinus carpio (common carp)
Lineage: Eukaryota; Metazoa; Chordata; Actinopteri; Cypriniformes; Cyprinidae
Exons: 10
Coding region: 2806-3414 (202 amino acids)
Source: RefSeq, a predicted model, not a curated record